Varroa destructor (honeybee mite) is the source of this 3891-nucleotide messenger RNA. RefSeq names its product Importin subunit beta Fs(2)Ket (gene Fs(2)Ket). NCBI's taxonomy places the organism in Eukaryota, Metazoa, Arthropoda, Arachnida, Mesostigmata, Varroidae. Gene Ontology annotation, molecular function: small GTPase binding. The record is from RefSeq and is a predicted model, not a curated record. Gene Ontology annotation, biological process: protein import into nucleus.
AAAUGCAUUUCUGGCGCGAGUCGAAGACAAAGACGAAACCGAAACCGAGACACGGACGGGCGGCGUGCGGACCGCGCAGUUUUAGUGAUUGAUUUCUCUAAUAUUGUCCAUAAAUUGACAUUGGAUACGGACUAAAGAUGAAUCUUCUGCAAAUUUUACAGAAGACGCUGUCUCCUGACAAAACCGAGCUCGAAUGUGCUUUACGGUUUCUCGAGGAGGCAGCAAAACAGAAUCCGUUGAGAUUUAUUCAAGAGCUAACAGAGGUGCUAGCCAAUCCCACAAAUCCAGGACCCUGUCGAGUGGCUGCUGGUCUUCAAAUCAAGAACCAGCUGACCUCGAAAGAUGUUGAAACAAAGCGCAUGUACCAGCAGCGGUGGCUGUCGUUCCCUCCGGACCAACGGCAAAUUGUUAAAAACCACUGCCUCGGAUGCUUUGGCACAGAGACAGAGCGGCCAUCAGCGGCUGCGCAAGUAGUCGCGUACAUCGCCAUUGCGGAACUGCCCACGGAACAGUGGCCGGAGCUGAUGCAGAUCCUAGUUUCUAAUGUUGCAAACGCGAACUCAACGGAAAUGCUAAAGGUUGUCACAUUGGAGGCCAUUGGUUAUAUUUGUCUAGAAAUUGAGCCCAUCGAAGUACUCGCUGCCCGGUCCAACGAGAUCCUGACCGUUAUAGUGCACUGUAUGCGUAAGGAAGAGACGUCCGAUCGCGUGCGACUAGCCGCAACAAACGCCCUUCAGAAUUCACUCGAAUUUAGCAAGGCUAACUUCAGUAAUGACAAUGAGCGGCACUAUAUUAUGCAGGUUAUCUGUGAGACAACACAAUCGUCGAAUCUCCUCGUGCGUGUAGCAGCCCUACAAUGCCUCGUUAAAAUCAUGUCUCUCUAUUACCAAUACAUGGAGCACUACAUGGGUCCAGCACUUUUUGCUAUCUCGACGGAGGCGAUAAAAUCUGAGCUUGACGACGUAGCACUGCAGGGUAUUGAGUUCUGGUCAAAUGUCUGUGAAGAAGAGAUUGACCUGGCGAUUGAGGCUUCUGAAGCGGCGGACGAGGGGCGACCGCCUCAACGCACUUCGAUGCAUUAUGCCAAGGGCGCCAUUCAGUAUCUGAUGCCACUGUUAACACACUGUCUUAUGAAACAAGACGAAGCUGAUGACGAAGAUGAAUGGAACGUCUGCAAGGCCGCAGGUGUUUGUUUGGUUUUGCUAGCAACCUGCUGCGAGGAUUCGAUCAUUCCGCACGCCUUGCCAUUUGUUCAAGCCAAUAUAAAGCACACGGACUGGCGACAUCGAGAUGCAGCAGUCAUGCUGUUCGGCAGUGUGCUCGAAGGUGCCGAUUCAGCGAACACUAGGCCUCUGGCGGACACAGCUAUGGGUCCGCUGAUCCAGAUGUUAAACGACGAAUCCGUUGCGGUGCGUGAUUCGACGGCGUGGACGCUUGGCCGGCUCUGUGAGAAUGCGCCCGAUGUCGCACUCAAUCCGCAGUACCUUGAGCCCCUCCUUAGGGAGUUGAUUCGAGGACUGUCGAUGGAACCGCGUGUUGCUACUAACGUUUGCUGGGCACUAAACAGUCUUGCGCAAGCGGCAUAUACACAGGCUCAAAAUGAACUAGCACUGGGACAGGAGCCAGAAACCUAUUGUUUAACACGCUACUUUGAAGGCAUUAUCACAAAGCUUCUUGAGACGACGGAACGGGCUGAUGGGAACCAAUCUAAUCUCAGGGGAGCUGCGUACGAAUCGCUGAUGGAAAUGAUGAAGAAUUCCCCGAAGGAUUGUUACCAGUGGGUACAAAGUAUGACGAUGGUUAUCCUACAGCGUAUUAACCACAUAUUGCAGAUUUCGGCUACUGCUGUGAAUGCGUCGCAACAGGAGAAGAGCGCAUUAUACGACCUGCAGUCACUCCUGUGCGCAACGCUAACGUCUGUUUUGCGAAAGAUGACGCCUGAGGAUGCCCCGAAGGUCUCGGAUCUAAUUAUGAGUGCGUUGUUAGAAAUGUUUAAGACAACGAACGGUCAACAGGAAAGUGGCGUCCAAGAAGACGCGCUAAUGGCGGUUAGCACACUUGUUGAGGUACUGGGUCGCGGUUUCCUAAAGUAUAUGGACGCAUUCAAGCCCUUCCUAGUUUUGGGUCUACGAAGUCAUCAAGAGCAUCAGGUGUGCAUGGCUGCAGCUGGGGUCUGCGCUGACAUCAGCCGUUCCAUCGGCUCUGAAGUGGUUCCCUAUUGCGAUGAGAUCAUGACUUUGCUAUUAGAAGCAUUGAAUGAUCCCAUACUGAAUCGUUGCGUAAAGCCACAGAUUCUAUCAACAUUCGGUGAUAUCGCUCUGGCGAUCGGCGUCGAAAUUCAGAAGUACGCUGAGGUCGUUCUGAAUACGUUAGCGACAGCGUCGCAAGCUCAAGUCGAUCGAUCCGACUUCGAGAACAUUGAGUACCUGAAUGAGCUGCGCAAUGGAUGUCUCGACGCUUACACCGGGAUUCUUCAGGGACUGAAGGGUGAAAACGGCUGCUCACCAACAUUACAAGUACUAUUGCCGCACGUGCCAUUCAUCGUACAGUUCGUCAUGAGCAUUGCACGCGAUCCGGAAAAGAACGACUCGCUGGUUGCGACAUCUUCCGGUUUGAUUGGCGAUCUGAUCACCACAUUCGGCCAGCAGGUCCUUUUGUUGGUUGACAACGAAACGAUUUCCGAACUACUCACGGAGGGCCGGCGUUCUCGCACACACAAAACAAAGAGCCUUUCAAUGUGGGCCACGAAAGAGAUACGCAAGCUUAAGACUCAGAACAACUAAACAAAAUAGGCUGCAUGUUAUUACAUACAAUACAAAUACGAAACUAAAGAGAGAGGGAGAGAUCGCGCGCAAGCGAUCAUGAGAGAUGACAGCAGAUAUCUCGUCGAAGAAACGCAGAGAUCCCGCUUGUCGUAUAGCUGACUGACCGCAGUACCGUUUCGGAACCUGCGCAACGGUCUGUGAUAUAGGCAUCAUCCACAGCACGACUUACUCGGCAACGAUGACAACAGCAACACCAGCAACACGAACACCAACACCAAUAAAGCCAACAUCCACGACACACAUCGACGACUCAACAACACACAACGAAACGCAAGCGGACAUUAGUAUUAUUAUUGAUCGAAGCGACAAGAGUGACAAGUCCCGUUUCAAAUGCGCGAUUUGAAGCAUAGAUGAUGCGCCACCCCAAGAGUCUAUGGUUUUAAUUGUUCCCCUGUGCUCCGCGUUUCGCAUAGUGAGCACGCACGGUCUUGGGAUGGCGCGUAGCAUAUUUUACAUGAGCACCGACUGAUGAAAAACAAGUUGGCAUGAAAGAAAUAGUUCUUUGUUUUGUACAUUUUUGGAAGCUGAUGACGUUGUAAUUUCAAAUAAAAAAGAAAUAUAAAGUAUAGAUAUAGACAACCAAACAAAUAACUAAUAACACGAUUCUCAUGUGGGUUGGGCAGGGCGGGAAAGGACAAGGGUUAUAGUGUGUGGGAAGAUUAAUCAUAAGUAGUGGACGGAAGAUCAGCUGGACGUUGAGAUAACGUUGCGCCUCGUAGUGACCACGACCGUGAAGAUGGCAGAGUCCGGUUGAGCUAGUCUCUGUAGAACUAUUAUUUGUCCAUUCCAAGUCAACGUGUUGACGUGUUUCGAAUAGCAAUAUGAACAUAAUGAUAAUAAAACUAAAUGAACAGUCAAACAAUGGCUGUAUAACAUUGAUGAAAACAAUAUUUGUUAUUUAAAGCAGAAACGCGUAUAUAUGUACAACGCCUAAGCGUGUUACCAUAAUUAUGCUCUAUUGGACAGUGCGUUGCUGGGACGAAAACAAGACUAGGGGCGAUACGAUACAUCAUCCACGAGUGGGGCAUUGAUAAUAAGAGUACGGGUUGUCUCCGUAUUGCGAAUA